Bombyx mandarina (wild silkworm) is the source of this 3023-nucleotide messenger RNA. RefSeq lists its product as uncharacterized. Lineage: Eukaryota; Metazoa; Arthropoda; Insecta; Lepidoptera; Bombycidae. The record is from RefSeq and is a predicted model, not a curated record.
UCUCUUUAGUUGUGUAGUAUUAUAUAAUAAUUAUAUUAAGAUGUUGAAUUUUCAAUGCUUCUCCUGAAAAAGUACAUAAUUUGCUUAUAUGUGUUAGAACACGGUAAGUACAAUAUAAAUCCACCAUUACAUAUAUUAUAUUAUCGACAUUGUAAUGUUUUAAAUAGCAAACACCCAUGUUAAAUAUCCCUGUGUGCCUGUCUUUUGCAAUGUGUUUAUUUGAGCCUUGCAGCUAGGUAUCAGUUUCUCUAAUUAAAUAUACUUGACCUACUCAAUUUGUGUUCACAAAUGACUUCCUGUUAAAGGAAUUCUUAGGGUUUCAACUCUUGCUGUUGACUUAGUAGUAGGAGUUGAUAAGGGUUAAAUUUGGAAUUCUUUGAUUAAAAUAAACAGAAAAUAUCAUUGCAUCAGCAAGAACAACAACAUUCAUAUAUAAUUUAUUUGCGAUAAUGAUUUCCCAGUUAGCAGAGAAAUGCUCAGGUUCCUAAUCUGUCUGUCUAUUGAAUAGGUCCUGACAUCAUAAUGAGCAAUAAGGUGUGGACAACAAAGAGAGAUAUCCUCAAAGACCUGGCAGAAGUGAAUGGAAGAAGAUUGCAGAAAUUGCACAACAGCGAUUUGAUUGUUGGCCAAAAACCACCACCAAUGCGGCUGUAUCAAGAUGAAAAUAGUUUAGAUGAAUUGAAUCUCCGUUUCGGCAUUGCCCAGGGGGAGAUAACAGUUGAUGAAGAAACAAAACCAGAUCUCAACGCGAUUAAGCACAUGCUACGUGUGGUAAACGAUUAUACGGAAAGUGAGGUGAAAGAGGUAAAACAGAGCUCUACUACUUCAAAGGGUUCUUUUGAUAUUACAAUAACUAAGUUAAAUCCUAAUGUAGAAGAAUUUGUGCCAAGAACUAUGCAUGAUUCUAAAACUUGUGAAAGACAAAAUAUAAGUGUAAUAAAAAAGACUGAUAGGGAUGUUACAUCAAAAAAUGAUAAGAGUGAAACUAAUUUUACAAUUGCUAAUCAUAAUGAACGCAAUAGGGAGGUAAACGAUUCUCUUAGUGCUAGUAAUAAGAUAGUUAAAGGUACUGAGAACAAAGAUAUAGUUAUGCAGGCAUCACUAGACAAUGCAAUUUGCACACAAGCAGCAAAUGAGCUGAAAAAAACUAUAUUAAUGAGUAAUGCGAAAAACCCACAAAUGAAGAAAGCCAAAAAUGUGGCUAUAGCUAAUCUACAGAAGCUUCUGUCAAUACCGAAUGAAAAUUUGAAAAGUCGUACAGUUAAAAAUGAAAUCAAAUUAAUCACUCCAGACUAUUACGAGAAAUGCAAAAGUUUGCCUUUGGAAAAAGAGGGAGCUACAGAAAUUCCAAUUAAACAAAAAGUUAUGAGAAUUACCAAAGUGCCUUUACUAGAUAUUGACACUGAUAUUGAUAACAAAAAUCAAGUUGAUGAUAGCAUAUGUAACAGGAAAAAAUUUGCUGCUCCGAAAGAUUAUGAAAUCAAUUUAAGAAAAUCACCCAUGAAUGUGAUAAAUUCUGAAAUUGAAAUAAACUCUGCAUUACCUCAAAGAUUUGAUAAACCUCUGUCCUUACCAGAAAUUAAAAAUGGAGCUACAGAAGCAUUGACGAAUGUUAACGCGUCUGAUUCACAAAUACAAAAUUCCAUAAAGAAAGUAAGUACUUGGCUCAAUGAAACUGACGAAAAACUAAUAAAAACAGGAUUAUUUCUCAAUCCUGUGACUUUCAAACGGAAAGAUACAAGCAGAAGGAAUUCUCCCGUUGAAACUGAGAAAAAGGUUGCCAAGCAAUCAAACUACUGUGUCACUGAACAGUACAAGCCUUCUAAAUACGCUGAUGAAUUGAUGCAAAUGUACACAGCCAGGGUAGAGGAGAAGAAAAAGAAAGAACUUGGAAACACAUGGGUGAAUCUGGACAGAAUCCUGAAGGAGAAAGACGAUGAACUCAAGAGGGCCAAAUCUGGAAACUCUAUGGAAGAUUCUGAAAAUAUACAAAUGCCUUUGAACAUAUAGAUUUCCUUGUUAAAUUUUAAGCAAAUUGACUCAUAAUUAUUUUUCUAUUAGCUGUCUUCCGAAUCAGUGAGAGUGAUGUUCUGAAUAGAGUAUAAAAUGCAGCAGUGUUGCAGGCAUGCACGACAUUUAAAAAGAUUAAUCUGUAUCAAAUUUAUAUAUGUUUGGCUUGCAUUUAAAAAGGAUCACCAAACUCAUAGCAAACAAUUAAAUAUCAAAGCUCCAUUUGCAUAACUGUACAAACAAAUAGCAUGCAACCUGUCAAAACGUAUUGGUAUUGUUAAUGUCAAGCAACACUACCAGAGUAUUUGCUCGUCUGCUUACGCUAGCUAAUAGAAUGGUCGUUUUAAUUGUAUACAAUGUUUGUAUAUUAUGUUAUUAUUCAAUUGGUAAGGGAAUUUAUGCUCAUGGCCCAGUGGUAUCAAGUGGGUCUCUUAGAUGAGGUCGGAGGCUUAAAAUUGGAUGUACAAACCAUUACGAUUUGACUAUUUAUGAAAGUCAUAAAUAUGUAAGGUAAAUGUGUUCACUAGUGUUCACGGUUGACAUCUUGUUUACAAUGUUUAUAUCGGGACAUUUCUCACACAACUCUGUAUACAGGCUGGCUGUAAAGUUAAUUCCCUGAUAUUGUGUUAAAUGACCGUGGAACGUGUAACAAGCUUAUAAUGUUCAUAUUUGUGUAACAUUAGCACAAUGUUGGAUUUGAUGGUUCACAGACAUGAUUUGCACUUGGGUCUUGUUGAUUUAUCGGAACAUACACAUGGUAUCCUAUCUGCUUAGGAAUUUUCACUCUGCUGUAACAAAACUGAUUAAAAAAUUAUUUAAAAAGCACCAGACUCAUCUCCAUUUUAUUCUAAGUUGUUGUAACAUAGUCAUUAUGUUUGUUUGUUGAUAAAACGUUAAGAUUGUAUCGUGUUGCCUUCCAAGUCACUGAAGUAGGAAACCUAUGGAAAUGAAACGUCAACAAAAAACGCGUGCCACUAUGACGUCAUCUAGCCGCUAAACAUGGCGGUUUUAGU